ACUUUUCCUGCACUAAGUUAAUGUGUCUUGUGAACAGCUGGGAAAAGGCACAUAGUGACGGCGGAUUCGCUCCACAGUUACUUGUUUGCGUCCUGCAUGUUUGGAGAUGUGUUUAGCGCUUUCGAAUAUGCAAUUAAUAAAAUGAACACUUCAACCUCUGGACAGCGCAGGUGGCUUUAGCUCAUCUGUUGGAAGGCAGUCAAAGCUUCUGUUUCUGAAGAGGAACAGUUGACUUUGUUCACUUUUUGGUGGAAAAUAUUUGUGGCUAAAUCUACAGAAAUUGCGCGGAAGCCGUGGAUCUUUACUAUGACAGAAUGGGUCCGCUAGCGCACAUCUUGCUUUGUGGAUUAUUACUCUUUCAAGUCCAUGGAUCCCGUCUCCGCCAGGAAGACUCCCCUCCCCGGAUAGUGGAGCACCCCUCCGACCUGAUCGUGUCCAAGGGCGAGCCGGCCACCCUCAACUGCAAGGCGGAGGGCCGGCCCAGCCCCACGGUGGAGUGGUACAAGGACGGCGAGCGCGUGGAGACCGACAAGGACGACCCCCGCUCCCACCGCAUGCUGCUGCCCAGCGGAUCGCUCUUCUUCCUGCGCAUCGUCCACGGCCGCCGCAGCAAGCCCGACGAGGGCGCCUACGUCUGCGUGGCGCGGAACUACCUGGGCGAGGCCGUCAGCCGCAACGCGUCCCUGGAAGUAGCCUUGCUAAGAGAUGACUUCAGGCAGAACCCCACAGACGUGGUGGUGGCGGCGGGAGAGCCAGCCAUCCUGGAGUGUGUCCCUCCGCGAGGACACCCAGAGCCCACCAUCUUCUGGAAGAAGGACAAAGUGCGCAUUGACGAGAAGGACGACAGGAUAAAGAUUCGAGGAGGGAAGCUGAUGAUCUCUAACACCCGUAAGAACGAUGCUGGCAUGUACGUGUGUGUGGGCACCAACAUGGUGGGCGAGAGGGACAGCGAGACCGCCCAGCUCACUGUGUUUGAACGGCCCACGUUCCUGCGGCGUCCUAUCAACCAGGUGGUUCUGGAGGAGGAGUCUGUGGAGUUCCGCUGCCAGGUGCAGGGAGACCCGCAGCCCUCCGUACGCUGGAGGAAGGACGACGUCGACAUCCCCCGCGGCAGGUACGACGUGCGGUUCGACAAGGACGACUACCUGCUCCGGAUCAAGAAGGCGUCGGCGGGUGACGAGGGCACCUUCACCUGCGUGGCGGAGAACCGCGUGGGCAAGCUGGAGGCGUCUGCCACGCUCACCGUGAGGGCUCGCCCCGUAGCUCCGCCCCAGUUUGUGAUCCGGCCGCGGGACCAGAUUGUGGCCCAGGGCCGUACCGCCACCUUCCCCUGCGAGACCAAAGGCAACCCCCAACCAGCCGUCUUCUGGCAGAAGGAAGGGAGCCAGAACCUGCUGUUCCCCAACCAGCCGCAGCAGCCCGACAGUCGCUUCUCGGUGUCGCCGGACGGGGACCUGACCAUCUCGGCGGUGACGCGGGCCGACGCCGGCUACUACAUCUGCCAGGCGCUCACCGUGGCCGGCAGCAUCCUGGCCAAGGCCCAGCUGGAGGUCACAGACGUCCUGACGGACAGGCCCCCACCCAUCAUCCGGCAGGGUCCGGCCAACCAGACGCUGGGCGUGGACACCGUGGCGCUGCUCAAGUGCCAGGCGUCGGGGGACCCCAUCCCCAACAUCAGCUGGCUGAAGGACGGGGUGAGCCUGCUGGGGAAGGACCCGCGCAUGUCCCUGCAGGAGCUGGGCAGCCUCCAGAUCAAGAACAUCCGGCUGUCAGACUCUGGCAUUUAUACGUGUGUGGCGGCCAGCUCCAGUGGAGAGACAUCAUGGAGUGCUUUCCUUGAAGUCAAAGAAGGCGGAGGGCAACUGGUUGUCAAGAACCAGGAUGAGAACGAGCUGCCGGGCCCGCCGUCCAAGCCCCAGGUCACGGACGUCACCAAGAACAGCGUGUCCCUGUCCUGGCAGCCUGGUCUGGCUGGGGGGUCUCCGGUGUCAUCCUACGUCAUUGAGGCCUUCAGCCAAUCGGUGAGCAACAGCUGGCAGACGGUGGCCGACCAUGUGAAGACGACCCAGUUCACGGUGAAGAGCCUGAGGCCCAACACCAUCUAUCUCUUCAUGGUGCGCGCCGUCAAUAACUUUGGCCUGAGCGACCCCAGUCCCAUGUCGGAACCCGUUCGCACACAAGACAUUAGUCCACCAUCCCAGGGUGUUGACCAUCGACACGUCCAGAAGGAACUGGGUGAGGUCAUUGUGCGGCUCCACAACCCAGAAGUCCUUAGCCCCACCACCAUACAGGUCACAUGGACGGUGGACCGCCAGUCACAGUACAUCCAGGGCUACCGAAUUCUGUACAGGCAGACGUCGGGACUGUCCUCCCCGGGGCCUUGGCAGAGCCAGGAUGUGAAGGUCCCCUCGGAGCGCAGCGUGGUGCUGGCCCAGCUCAGGAAGGGGAUCGUCUACGAGAUCAAAGUCCGGCCCUACUUCAACGAGUUCCAGGGCAUGGACAGCGAAUCCAGGACGGCGCGCACCACAGAAGAAGCCCCCAGUGCACCCCCCCAGCAGGUGACGGUUCAGAUGGUGGGGAGCCAGAACAGCACCUCCAUCAGCAUCUCCUGGGACCCCCCUCCCCCCGACCACCAGAACGGCAUCAUCCAGGAGUACAAAAUCUGGUGUUUGGGGAACGAGACACGCUUCCACGUGAACAAGACGGUGGAUGCUGCCAUCCGCUCGGUGGUGGUGGGUGGUCUUCAUCAGGGUGUCACCUACCGGGUGGAGGUGGCCGCCAGCACCGGUGCCGGGGUGGGGGUUCACAGUAGCCCCCAACCCAUCGACAUCGGUCGAGACAGCCGGGACCCGGUGAUCGUGCCGGGCCGGAACAACAGCAUCACGGAGCAGAUCACGGACGUGGUGAAGCAGCCGGCCUUCAUCGCAGGCAUCGGAGGAGCCUGCUGGGUCAUCCUCAUGGGAUUCAGCAUCUGGCUGUACUGGAGGAGGAAGAAGAGGAAGGGGCUCAGCAACUACGCAGUCACAUUCCAGAGAGUCGACGGGGGACUUCUGAGCAAUGGAAGCCGCCCUGGUCUCCUGAACCCCAGUGAUCCGGGCUACCCCUGGUUGGCUGACUCCUGGCCCGCCACCAGCCUGCCGGUGAACAGCGGCUCCGGGGGACCCAACGACCUGGGCAACUUCAGCCGCGGAGAAAACUCGGGGCCGGGUGACAAGACGGGCACCAUGCUGUCGGACGGCGCCAUCUACAGCAGCAUCGACUUCACCACCAAGGCCAGCUUCAACAGCCCCGGGCAGGCCUCGCAGGCCACGCCCUACGCCACCACCCAGAUCCUGCACUCCAACAGCAUCCACGAGCUGGCCGUGGACCUGCCCGACGGCGGCCAGUGGAAGACCUCGCUCCAGGCCAAGCAGGAGAUGGCCAACCUGGGCUACUCGCUGCCCGACAAGAACUCCUGCAACAACACACUGCUUUUCAUGCCUGACUACCGAUUGGCUGACGGACUGUCUAAUAGAAUGCCACACAACCAAUCACAAGAUUUCAGCACCACCAGCUCUCACAACAGUGGCGGCAGCGGCAGCCUGUCAGGUGGUAAAGGAGGGAAGAAAAAGAAGGGCAAGGUGGGUGCCAAGCCCCCCAAAGCCAAUGGCUCCAACUGGGCCAACGUUCCUCUGCCCCCUCCCCCGAUCCACCCCUUGCCAGGCACCGACAUGGACCACUACCCUGGGGAGCACCAUGAAGGAGGAGGUUAUGAGAGCGACGGCUGGGGCCCGCCUCUGCCCGUGCAGACCUACCUGCACCAGGGCAUGGAGGACGAGUUGGAGGAGGAGGAGGAGCGCGUGCCCACUCCGCCCGUGCGGGGCGUGGCUUCGUCGCCCGCCGCCGUGUCGUUCGGGCAGCAGUCGACGGCCACGCUGACGCCAUCGCCCCGCGGCGACGAGAUGCAGCCCAUGCUGCAGGCCCACCUGGACGAGAUCAGCCGCGCCUACCAGAUCGACAUGGCCAAGCAGACGUGGCAUAUGCAGGGCAGCCCGUAUCCUCCUCAGGCCCCCGCGCCCCCGGUGGGCUACGUGUCCAGCACAUUGGUGUCUGACCUGGAGACCGACAUCCCGGACGAGGACGAGGACGAGGAAGAGGAGGAGGAGGAGGAGGGGGGCUACGAGAUGGGCCGGCCCAUGAGGGGCAUGGAGCACACCCCAGGCUCCAGCAUGGACAACCUGGACAGCUCCGUCACAGGCUCCAUGGUGAACGGCUGGGGCUCGGCCUCCGAGGAGGAGGAGGACGAUGGCCGCCACUUCUCCAGCAGCCGCCGGUCGAGCGUGGGCAGCUCGUCCGACGGCUCCCUCUUCGCCCAGUGCAGCUUCGCCCAGGCCCUGGUGGUCGCCGCCCACAAGGGCGGCUACCGGCUGCACGGCACCAGCCUGACCAAGCCAGGUAAGAGCCUGAGCCAUCGGGGGCGACCCAGCAGCCCCUUCUCCACCGACGGCAGCACGGUGGGCACACACAGCCUGGGGCACCAGAGGGCCGCCCGCCCCACCAGGAAACACAGAGGCCUGGGCACGGUGCCCCACCGCCGAGAUGCCAGCGCCGACGACCUACCUCCACCCCCGGAGCCUCCUCCCUGCCAGGGCGUCGGUGUUGGUGGUGGCGGUGGCAGUGGAGCAGGGCGGAUGCAGGGGACGCGUAGCGUGGGCAGCGUGGGCAGUCCUGCGGAGCGCAAGGCGGCCUCCCUGGAGCGGCAGCAGAUGUCGGGCAUGGGGGGGGUGGGCAUGGAGGAGGUGAAGAGCUCGCUGGAGCGGCCCUCGCGCACCUCCCUGGAGCGACACUGGCAGGCCCAGGCACAGGCACAGGAGCGGCUCGGAUCCGCCGAGCGCGCCCAGAAAAACGGCCCCGUCACAGAAGAAGCCAUGCCACCCUACAGCAAGCCGUCCUUCCCGUCCCCCGGGGCCCACAGUUCCUCGGGCACGGGCUCCUCCAAGAGCUCGACGGGGCCCCGCAAGGGCGACGGCCAGAGGGGCCAGCAGCAGCAGCAGCAGCAGCAGAGGGGCUUCAAUGGCGAACACUCAGCCGAAGACUUCAUGGGGACCAAUGGCCAGUCACAAUACUCUGGGGAAUUAUAGUGACUUGAGGAUGGCUGAAGCAGGACCGUGUCAUGUUGGUCCAUCCCUGGUCCCAUCUCCAGCCCUGCUUUCUGUGGGAAAUACUAUGGGAUUUUCAUCCUUUAUUGAAUCUCACAAGAAGAAAGAGGAGAAGAUGAUGAAGAUGACAUCAAUGGAGAAACAUUGUGGCAAAUCUGUAAAUGUCCAUGUAAAGACAGACCACACAACCUUGAUUUGACAUUUUUAUCCUUUCAAGAAGUUAUCUCCCACCUUCCACCUUAAAAAAAGACUUUUUUGUGUGAAGACUAAAAAAAAAAGAAAUAGAGAUCGGAGCGGAUGCAUUAAGAUUGCUUAAUGACGGAAAGAAAAAGGGAUAUGUCUCUUGUAAAUAUGUUCUUAACAUUGUUUUUGCAUUGCUAUGCAAGCCAUUUUCGGUUCAACCUUUUAUUUUUAUUUUUUUGGUUUGGUUCCCAAUUUCUCAUACUGUUGGGUUCUAUCAGAUUACCUGUACUAUAUGUGAAUGGAAAGGCUGUCGUGCCAUAAAGUAAUUAUUUUAUGAUCCUUCACCUGUUAAUACCUAUCAUUGAUUAAUUAAUUGUUGUUAUGAUGACUAUUAUUAAUAAUUAUUAUUAUUUUUUGCACUGCAAUUUUGGUGAUAAGCACAAAAAAAGCAUAGCUCCUGCUGACAUGAAGAAGCUGAAAGGGGUGAGAUUUCUGUACUGUAAACUAAGAGUUAAGAAAAUAUAUAGCAGUGUACAGAGAGAUAUUAAAGAUAGUCACAGCCUUUUGGGUCACGAUGUGGGGGAUGGAGGCGAGACUGAACACAGCAAACAGGAGCUGGCCCGGUGUGUGUUUGUAAGUCUGUCUGUCUGUGGGUCGGUCUGGCGGUCUGUCUGUCAGUCAGUCAGUCAGUCGAUCUGUGUGUGAUUGAGGUCAGGUUUUACCUGCUGACAGGGGAGGAUUAGUCAGUGUUAGAUGGUGUGUGUGUGUGCGUGUGCGUGUGUGCGUGGGCGUGCGUGCGUGCAUGCGUGCGUGCGUGCAUGCUUACUGGGCCAGCACUGGAACAGACCUGAGGAGGACUAGAUGGGCCUCCAGAGGAUCUGAGCAGUGACACAUCUAACGAUGGAUGGCCUGGAUGUUAGUGUGUUUGUGCUCUCCACGGAUUAACAAGUGGUCAAAAUAGAAACAUCCCCCACCAACCCAAUCCUCAACCCA
Molecule: messenger RNA, 6314 nt
Organism: Engraulis encrasicolus (European anchovy)
Lineage: Eukaryota; Metazoa; Chordata; Actinopteri; Clupeiformes; Engraulidae
Gene: robo2
Product: roundabout, axon guidance receptor, homolog 2 (Drosophila)
Exons: 30
Coding region: 315-5120 (1601 amino acids)
Biological process (GO): cell-cell adhesion
Molecular function (GO): protein binding
Source: RefSeq, a predicted model, not a curated record